AUGAUUGUAAUUAACGAAAAAAAUUCCAUUUCUCCCGUUGUUUUUUCUUCAAGACCACAAGGGCCAAUAGGCCAACAAGGAAUAGCAGGUUCUCCAGGCAAACCAGGUGCACCAGGUCCUGUGGGACCACCUGGUGAUGUCGGCAAAACUGGUAAAGAUGGUGCACCUGGUUCUCCUGGAAGACAGGGAAUUGCUGGGAAGAAAGGACUAGUAGGUAGUUGCGAUCACUGUCCAUCUCCAAGAACAUCGCCUGGAUAUUAA
Dracunculus medinensis (Guinea worm) is the source of this 261-nucleotide messenger RNA. Lineage: Eukaryota; Metazoa; Nematoda; Chromadorea; Rhabditida; Dracunculidae. The record is from the annotation of a GenBank genome assembly.